AUGGAGGAGGAGAAAGAUCGAGGUGCGGCGGGAGAAAUAAGAAGGGGACUGAGUCGCAAUGCAAGCGUAAACAGGAGCAGCAAAAGAACAAUGAGCAGCAGGCGAGGUUGGAACGUGGCGGAGGAUGUUUUUGGAAGCGCCAGGAUGCGUACCAGUAGUAAUGCUUUGGAGGAUGAGGAAUCCCUAAAAUGGGCUGCUUUAGAAAAGUUACCAACUUAUAAUCGACUGCGGACGACUGUUUUGAAAUCUUUCAUCGAAAAUGAGAAUGACGACGAGCUGGGCAAGAAGUCAGUGCUCCAAGAAGUUGAUGUCCGAAAGCUUGACACCAAUCAACGCCAAGAAUUCAUUGACAGGCUCUUUAAAGUUGCUGAGGAAGAUAAUGGCAAGUUCUUGGAAAAGCUCAGAAACCGGCUCGACAGAGUUGGGAUUAUUCUUCCCACGGUGGAAGUUAGGUUCGACCAGUUAACUGUUGGAGCCGAAUGUUACGUCGGGGACAGAGCUCUUCCCACGUUGCCAAAUGUCGCCAGAAAUAUUGCGGAGUCGGCUUUCAGUUGUCUUGGCUUCCGACUGGCCGAGAGAGCCAAAAUCAAUAUACUAAAAGACGUCUCCGGCAUUAUAAAACCUUCCAGGAUGACGCUUCUAUUAGGACCACCAUCUUCUGGGAAAACAACGCUCUUAUUGGCUCUAGCAGGAAGAUUAGACCCUCGUUUGAAGGUGAAAGGAUACAUAUCUUACAACGGCCAUGACCUGAAAGAAUUUGUGCCGCAAAAGACAGCGGCAUACAUUAGCCAAAAUGAUGUCCACAUUGCAGAAAUGACAGUGAAAGAAACACUCGAUUUCUCUGCAAGAUGCCAAGGGGUUGGAUCCCGAUACGAACUUUUGACUGAGCUUGAAAGGAGGGAAAGGGACGCUGGCAUUCGCCCUGAGGCUGAAGUUGAUCUUUUCUUGAAGGCAACAGCUGUGGAAGGUGCCGAAAGCAGUCUCAUUACCGACUACACUCUCAGAAUAUUGGGACUAGAUAUUUGCCGAGAUACUAUUAUUGGGGAUGAAAUGCAGCGAGGGAUCUCCGGGGGUCAAAAAAAGCGUGUCACAACAGGAGAAAUGAUUGUUGGACCAACCAAGACACUGUUUAUGGAUGAAAUAUCAACAGGCCUUGACAGCUCUACAACAUUUCAAAUAGUCAAGUGCGUACAACAGAUUGUGCACUCGACAGAGGCUACCGUGCUAAUGUCCCUCCUGCAGCCUGCUCCCGAGACUUAUGACCUCUUUGAUGAUAUCAUCCUUUUGUCAGAAGGCCAAAUUGUAUAUCAGGGUCCAAGAGUGCACGUUCUUGAAUUCUUUGAGAGCUGUGGUUUCAAGUGUCCAGAGAGAAAGGGAACUGCUGAUUUCCUGCAGGAGGUUACGUCAAGAAAAGACCAGGAGCAGUACUGGGCAGACCGAAGCAAGCCAUAUAGAUAUAUAUCUGUUGCCGAAUUUGCAAAUAUGUUCAAACGUCUCCAUGUUGGUCAGCUUCUAGAGAACGAGCUCUCAGUCCCUUACGACAAGGCACGGAGUCACAAAGCAGCUCUAGUGUUCAAAAAGUACUCGGUCUCUAAAAAAGAGCUUCUAAAAGCAAAUUUUGACAAGGAGUGGAUGCUAAUCAAGAGAAACUCUUUUUUAUACAUUUUCAAGACUUUCCAACACACCAUUGUAUCACUCAUCGCAUCAACGGUGUUCCUAAGGACUAAAAUGCACACCAGAAAUGAAGCCGAUGGCGCAGUUUACGUUGGAGUAUUGGGGUUUAGCUUGGUUGCCAAUAUGUUUAAUGGUAUUGCUGAACUUGCACUUACCAUGAAGCGACUUCCGGUCUUUUACAAGCAAAGGGAUCUUCUUUUCCAUCCGCCGUGGGCCUUUACCUUACCAUCUUUCCUGCUGGCAUUACCAAUAUCCUCGUUAGAGUCUCUUGUGUGGACGGUUGUAACGUACAACGUCGCUGGAUUAGCCCCUGAAGCCAGCAGGUUCUUCAAGCAACUAUUGCUAGUAUUUCUGAUCCAGCAGAUGGCAGCCGGAUUAUUUAGGUUUAUUGCGGCAAUCUGUAGAACAAUGACAAUUGCAAAUACUGGAGGAAGUCUAGCUCUUCUCUUUGUCACUCUCUUGAGUGGUUUUGUUCUUCCUAAAGAUAAAAUUCCUGAUUGGUGGGGUUGGGGAUACUGGGUUUCACCUCUAACGUAUGGUUUCAAUGCCAUCACCGUCAAUGAAAUGUUUGCUCCAAGGUGGAUGAACAAAUUGGCUUCUGAUAAUCAAACAAGUUUAGGAGUGGAAAUACUGAAGAACUUCGGUGUCUCCGCCCAAAGAUCUUGGUAUUGGAUUGGUACAGCAGCCCUACUGGGCUUUAUAGUACUUUUGAACAUCCUUUACACAUUUGCCCUCACGUACCUUAACCCUCUUGGAAAGCCGGAAGCUAUAAUUUCCAAAGAGCAGGCAAGGGAGAUGGAAGAUAAUCAAGAAGAUCUGAAGGAAGAAACAAGACUUAAAGUGAACAAGUCAAAGAAAGGAAUGGUUCUGCCAUUCACCCCACUCACCAUGACCUUUGACAGCGUGAAUUAUUUCGUGGACAUGCCCCGUGAAAUGAGAGAACAAGGAGUCACAGAGGAGAAGCUCCAAUUACUUAGUAGCGUAACUGGCGUAUUUCGGCCAUGUGUUUUAACUGCACUAAUGGGAGUCAGCGGAGCAGGAAAGACUACCCUGAUGGAUGUUUUAGCUGGACGGAAAACAGGUGGUUACAUCGAAGGCGACAUAAGAAUAUCUGGAUUCCCAAAGAUACAAGAAACAUUUGCUAGAGUUUCAGGUUACUGUGAACAAACUGAUAUCCACUCACCUCAAUUAACUGUCCGUGAAUCUCUGAUUUUUUCGGCUUUCCUUCGGCUCCCCCGAGAAGUCAGCAAGGAGGAAAAGAUGAUUUUUGUGGAUGAAGUGAUGGGCCUGGUUGAACUAGAGAACCUAAAAGAUGCCAUUGUGGGGCUUCCAGGAGUUAGUGGUUUGUCUACAGAGCAGCGAAAGAGACUGACUAUAGCAGUUGAGCUUGUUGCCAAUCCCUCCAUCAUAUUUAUGGAUGAACCCACUUCUGGCCUUGAUGCAAGAGCAGCAGCCAUUGUUAUGAGGACAGUGAGAAAUACAGUCGACACGGGGAGAACAGUUGUAUGCACAAUUCAUCAGCCUAGCAUAGACAUUUUUGAAGCUUUUGAUGAGCUACUUUUGAUGAAAAGAGGAGGCGAAGUGAUUUAUGCAGGACCAAUAGGACGGCAUUCCCAGAAAAUGAUAGAAUACUUUGAGGCAAUUCCUGGAGUGCAAAAGAUUACAGAGAAGUACAAUCCAGCAACAUGGAUGCUAAAUGUUAGCUCAGUUGCCACCGAAGUUAGGCAUGGAAUUGAUUUUGCUGAGAUAUACAAAUCCUCAGUAUUGUAUGCACAAAAUAAGGCUCUAGUGAAAGAGUUGAGCGUACCACCUCAAGGUGCAAAUGACCUCUAUUUCCCUACACAAUAUUGUCAAUCCACGUGGAGUCAAUUCAAAUCCUGCCUGUGGAAGCAACAGAUAACUUACUGGAGAAGUCCCGAUUAUAACCUUGUCAGAAUCGUCUUCAGUUUAGCUGCUGCACUCAUUCUUGGAACAAUUUUUUGGAGAGUUGGAAGUAAAAGGGAGAGCAAUGCUGAUCUUCUGACCAUCAUUGGGGCAAUGUUCAUUGCUGUACUUUUUAUUGGGAUCAAUAAUUGUUCGACUGUGCAACCAGUUGUUGCCAUCGAAAGAACUGUUGUUUAUCGGGAAAGAGCUGCUGGGAUGUACUCAGCCAUACCAUAUGCCAUGGCACAAGUUAUUGCAGAGAUACCAUACAUAUUUUUGCAAACUUCCUACUAUUCACUUAUAGUGUAUGCCAUGGUGGGCUUCGAAUGGACAGCAGCAAAAUUUUUCUGGUUCUACUUUGUGACCUUCUUCUCUUUUCUCUACUUCACAUAUUACGGAAUGAUGACAGUUUCCAUCUCACCAAACCACCAAGUGGCAUCAAUAAUUGCAGCAGCAUUCUACGGAAUUUUCAAUAUCUUCGCUGGAUUCUACAUCCCCAGACCAAAAAUUCCCAAAUGGUGGAUAUGGUACUACUGGAUUUGCCCUGUGUCAUGGACACUCUACGGACUAAUCUUAUCACAAUAUGGUGAUGUAGAGGAUACAAUCAGAGUCCCCGGAAUGUCUCCUGAUCCAAAAAUCAAAGAUUAUAUCAGGGAUCACUUCGGAUACGAAUCAGACUUCAUGGGACCAGCGGCAGCAGUUUUGAUCGGUUUCUGUGUUUUGUUUGCAUUUGUGUACGCUUUCUGCAUUAAGACACUGAACUUCCAGAAUAGAUAGGAUAGCAAAUAUGUUCUCUAGGUGAAUAGAAUGCGAUAAGAAUUUCAUGCAUUAAUUAAAGAUCCAAGUAAUAAGGAUUCAACUA
Coffea arabica (coffee) is the source of this 4459-nucleotide messenger RNA. Lineage: Eukaryota; Viridiplantae; Streptophyta; Magnoliopsida; Gentianales; Rubiaceae. The record is from RefSeq and is a predicted model, not a curated record.